UGUCGGUGUGAGGCGCGGGCGGCAUGAGCAGCAGGCACCGCGGCGGCGGCUGAGGCCGCGGCGGGGCGGGACCGUUGCCGAGCUGAGGAGCCAGGAAGGAGCCAGAGAUGGCGGUGGUGGCGGCGGUUCCGGUGGCGGCGGCGGGUUCAAGCGGGCCGCCGCUCCUGGCCGCUUCCGUCCUCCUGCCGGCGCUGAUGCUCUUGCUGCUCCCGCCGCAGCCGCCUCACGCCGUGGAAGGCGCCGGCCUGACGGAGAACGUGAUCUGGGCGGUCAACGCGGGCGGGGAGGCCCAUGUGGACGUCCACGGCAUCCACUUCCGGAAGGACCCCCUCGAAGGACGGGUGGGACGAGCCUCCGAUUAUGGCAUGAAACUGCCGAUCUUGCGAUCCAACCCAGAGGAUCAGAUUCUCUACCAGACGGAACGCUACAAUGAGGAAACCUUUGGCUAUGAGGUCCCCAUCAAGGAGGAAGGAGACUACGUUCUUGUGCUGAAGUUUGCUGAAGUCUAUUUUGCACAGUCCCAGCAGAAGGUUUUUGAUGUGCGCUUGAAUGGCCAUGUGGUGGUGAAGGACUUGGACAUUUUCGACCGAGUCGGACACAGCACAGCGCAUGAUGAGAUUAUUCCAAUUGGCAUCAAGAAAGGGAAGCUGAGCGUCCAGGGAGAGGUCUCAACUUUCACAGGGAAACUUAACAUUGAGUUUGUCAAGGGGUACUAUGAUAAUCCAAAAGUCUGUGCACUAUACGUCCUCCGGGGAACAGUGGACGAUGUCCCAAAGCUACAGCCCCACCCUGGCCUGGAGAAGAAAGAAGAGGAGGAAGACGAAGAGGAGUAUGAAGAAGGCUCCAGCACUAAAAAGCAGACCAAUAAGAACCGGGUCCAGUCAGGCCCCCGCACACCAAACCCCUAUGCCUCGGACAACAGCAGCCUCAUGUUCCCUAUAUUAGUGGCCUUUGGUGUCUUCAUUCCUACCCUCUUCUGCCUGUGCAGGUUGUGAAGGACGAGACUGCAAGGCCAGUGGCAGGCCAGAGGGGAGGAGUUGGACCAAGCGCGGAGGCUGUUUCGGUUUCUCAUAAUUUAAGGAAAAUUUAAAAAGGUUUGUUAAUGAGCAGCAGGUACAAUAAAGGGCAAGUUUGCACCAUCCUCUUUGAGGAAGGCAGCCUUCACCUACCCACCCUCGCAGCAACUGCCGCCUCCUUGAGCCACCCAGCUGCACCAUGAGCCGCCACUUUUCUGGUCCAGAGAAUCUUGAAAGCAAAGCCUGGGUAGUUCUGGCUCUAAGAUGCAGAUGAACUAUCUUCCCAGCGAACAGCAGGAUGGAGGGGCAAGGGCGAGCAGCGGGGAGAACGAACAGGGAGGGGCACGUCUCCAAAUGUUGGCAUGAAGAAGCAGACUUUGCCAUCACACAGCCUUGGCUGGAAUAAUCCACGUUUGUGCUAGGACUGCUUGCGGGGGUGGGGAAAAUAGGCUGGCUUUUUGACUCCUGCUGAAAUGUUUGUAACUCAACCCAUGGUACUUCUUUUCUUUUCUGAAAGAGAGAGAGGCUCACCCUUGCUGUUUGGGUAGAAAGGCUUUUGGUGACUGGAGCAAGAUGAACAGGUUGGUCUUGUUCAGCUGCCCUGCCUGGGAGAAAUGUUUUUUCCAUGGUCAUUGCAGCAUCUGACCGGCCACUCUGGAAAGGCUUAAGCCUCCAGAGGGCAGUUUCUUUUCUCGACACAGAACCCUUUGUUUGUCCCUGAAUGGUUCCCACUUCCCAUUUGCUUGUCCUUGGGGGAUUUCCUCUAAUGCCCCAUCAAUUGUUGCUUUAAAUGUCCCUCUAUUCUAAUGCACGUGCGUGCACACACGCGUACACACACACCUGUUUCGACACUCAGGACCCCUUUCCAUUCUGCAUGUCCCUGAUGAGAACUUGGUACGUAAAGAUUGGAGUUCUGGCAAAGAUUUAGGAUCUUUUUGAUUUCCUUGGUAGCCUUUUAAUCUCCCUUGUUCCAGGAGACCUGCCACCUUUUGAGCUGAAGAAGGCAUUUUACAUUUGUUUUUAGGAGCACCAGCGCAGGGAGACCUCUGUCACAACUUGUCUCCAUGCCCCUGGACCUCCUUGAAAUGCUUCAGUUGUGUUAUGUUUGUGUAUUUGUGUUUUUAAAUGGACUUGAAAAACCAAGUGCCAGUGUUUUGUUUUUGAAUUAUCAGGUGUAUCUCACUUUCACUGGUUUGCUGGCCACCAGUUUCUGGUUGUUUCUCCCCCCCCCCCCCCCAAUUCUGGGAGAUUAACAUUAACAGUCUGAAAUAGCCCUUAAAGAAAGGAGUACCAUCCCGAGAACUGCAGAUUGUAUAGUGGCAAAUCCUGUGCAGCCAGAAUAUUUGCGAUGCACUGUGAAAGGAUGAGCCAAGUAGGCAUCUUCUCCUUUCCUCGUUUUGGGGAGGCGGUUUCAGAAUAUGACCAAGAGAGAUGCCCACUUUAACCUUUUGUGGUAUAGGAGAGAGCUGUCAUAUUGACCUGGAUUGUGAUCAGUUUUCAGUGACACCUACAUCGCAGGGCCUGUCUGAUUCCCGCUUCCCGGUGAAAACAGGGAGAAUUAUUUUAAAUCUGUACAUUGGGUUUUUGUGGCUUUGUGGUUUUCCAUUGCUGUGACAAGAGAGUGAGAAUUGGCAGUCCAGUUCAGGAACAAAACAGCAUAGAGAAAGGCCUUUCAUGGGGAAACUAAACAGAGGGCGCAUCUCCAGUUGUUGGCUUGAAGCAGAUUUCGCUUUUUGUCUUGUCUUUCUGCACAGGGAAGAUUCUUGCAUAACUGUGAACUGGGCAUUAGUUGACACUUGGCAACUGGCAAGGCUGGAGCCCCCCUUGCACCCAUUUUUUGCAGGCAAUCUUUCUCCUCAUGUCACCAGCCAAAGUGGUCUUGCCUAGACUGACUAUUGUGGCUGAUCCAGACUGUCACCUCUUCAUUGUGCUCCUUCCCUGUACCCUUAUUUCCCUCUGCUCCAAACACACACACAAUAAACUUCCUGCCAUUUCCUUACACAGUCACUUGAGGAUGUCUUAGUAUGUGGCUGGCAGCUUUUUUGUGUCCUCUGUCCUGCAGUCCUUGGCAAGACUGGCCUAGUUUUGGGAGCCUUGAGCCCUGAGCCUUGAGCCUCCUUCACCCCUUCUUCAGAGUGCAGAAGUUUGCAGUUUGUUACUAUAAGUUGUCCUGUGUUAACAGUUGGGGCAUAUGCGCCCCUUGAGGUCCUCUGCUGAUUUCCUCCCAGGUACCGUCUCGAUAGGGAAAUUGUAUCUGAAAGGGGCCUUUGUUUCACAUUGCCAAUAAAUGCAUUAAACUCAA
Molecule: messenger RNA, 3318 nt
Organism: Podarcis raffonei (Aeolian wall lizard)
Lineage: Eukaryota; Metazoa; Chordata; Lepidosauria; Squamata; Lacertidae
Gene: MLEC
Product: malectin
Exons: 5
Coding region: 108-995 (295 amino acids)
Cellular component (GO): membrane
Molecular function (GO): carbohydrate binding
Source: RefSeq, a predicted model, not a curated record